Messenger RNA from Pocillopora verrucosa, 1416 nucleotides. The record is from RefSeq and is a predicted model, not a curated record. NCBI's taxonomy places the organism in Eukaryota, Metazoa, Cnidaria, Anthozoa, Scleractinia, Pocilloporidae.
AACCUUCGUUACUUACCAUCAACAAAUACCAAAUGCAACUUAAUAUCAAAUAGGAGUGUGGAGGUCGGACAUGUUAGAAAACUAAAUUUGAUUGAUGGUGAUGAACAUAAGAUGACAACAGUCGCUAUACACCCUCCCAUAUUUGAAAUUCCCAAUUUUUUGUCAAACGAAGAGUGUGAUCAUAUAAUUGAGUUGGCAAAGAAGGAAGGCCUACAGACAUCACAAACACUCAAGGAAGGAGUCAAGCAGGACAUGAUGGCGCUGGGAAAAAAUACCAAAAAACAUUUUGACUUUUGGGAUCCAAACAAAGAUGGGCAAAUCGACACAGACGAGAUGAUUAAAGGUCUGGAAACUAAUUUGGACUUCACCCCAGAUAAGGAGACUCUGCUCACGAUGUACGAAUCUUUGGGAUUGGACAAAGAUCAUGACGGAAAGAUAGACUUCGUAGAAUUCAAGCAGAGAGACAUUCCUGAGAUGGCCAAGUAUAUAGGAAAAGUGAAGGAUGAAAAGCCUCAUACAAAGAGUCGACACAGCCGUCAAGCCUGGAUUCAGAAUUAUUCGAGAAAUUCUGAUAAAAUCAUGGCUUCUUUACAAGACAGAGUACAACGGCUUACAAAUCUUCCCUUGGAACUGAUUCUAGCCAGCGAGUAUAUGCAAGUGGUAUCUUAUGGUCCAAUGGGUCACUAUAAUUGUCACCUGGAUUCAGACUUGAUCAGGCCCAAUAAACCAUGUUGUCAUUAUGUGGGAAGUGAGCUUGGUCAUUGUAGAGUUUGCAGAUAUGCAACGAUACUGUAUUUCUUGGACAACGUCGAGGAUGGAGGAGAGACUGCAUUCCCUGUUGCUGACAACAUAACGUUCGACAAAGAGGAAUGGAUGCGCGACGCGAGCAACGUGUGUAAUUUAGCCAAGAACUGCCAAAAGGCGAAUGUUGUAGUUAAGCCAGAGAAAGGGAAAGCUGUGCUAUGGUACAAUCAUCAUGUUGACAACUCCACUGGUUGGCUUGGUCAACUUGAUCGAUACACUUUUCACGGCGGAUGCGACGUAAAGCGCGGCACGAAAUGGAUUGCAAACAGCUGGAUUAGCGUUGGAGAGGACAGAAAGAAAGAUAUCUUGAACUGGAUCGAACUUGCUGAAUAUGAAGAGGAGAAAUCUGACGUUAAACCUUCAACAGAUUCGGGGACAGAUUCAAUCCACGAAGAAUUGUGACUAUGUUGUUAGAGUGGGACUGAACCGAGGACUACUCGCCUUUGCAGGGCCACCAAUCAGUUGAACUCUACUGAAUAAAAUCAAACCGCAAGGUCUUAAUUUAUACAAAGCUUCAAAGCAAAGAUCUCCUCGACAGAUGAGGUUGUAAAUCGCACAUAAAUUAUUUGUUUUGCUAAAUUAGUGUAGAACAAGUUUCGAUGGUUAACAAAA